CCCGGGGCCGUGGGCGGGGCUCCUUGCGCAGGCGCACCGCUUCCCCUCUUGCCAUAAUGCGGCGGCGGCGGCGACGGGAGGGGGAGGCCGAGUCGCUCCUAAAUGGCGCCCAAGCAAGACCCGAAGCCUAAAUUCCAAGAGGGUGAGCGGGUGCUGUGCUUCCACGGGCCUCUCCUGUACGAAGCCAAGUGCGUGAAGGUGGCCAUCAAGGACAAGCAGGUGAAGUACUUCAUCCACUACAGCGGCUGGAACAAGAACUGGGAUGAAUGGGUUCCAGAAAGCAGAGUCCUCAAAUACGUCGACACCAAUCUGCAGAAGCAGAAAGAACUUCAAAAGGCCAAUCAGGAACAGUAUGCAGAAGGAAAGAUGAGAGGGGCUGCUCCAGGCAAGAAAACGUCUGGACUCCAGCAGAAAAAUGUUGAAGUGUUCUUCAGGCGAGACGGAGCACACACCGUUUGCAGUUUGGAAACCCCUGCAAUAUCGACACGGAAGACCAAAAAGAACAAACAGAAAACUCCAGGAAUUGGCGAGGGAAGCAGCUCCAGUGAAAACCCUCAGCCUCCCAGGAAGAAAAGAGCUCGAGUAGACCCUACGGUGGAAAGUGAAGAAACUUUUAUGAACAGAGUUGAAGUAAAGGUAAAAAUACCAGAAGAGCUGAAACCGUGGCUUGUAGAUGACUGGGAUUUGAUUACACGCCAAAAGCAGCUCUUCUACCUUCCGGCCAAGAAGAAUGUAGACUCAGUUUUAGAGGACUAUGCAAACUACAAGAAGUCACGAGGAAACACAGAUAACAAAGAAUAUGCUGUGAAUGAAGUUGUGGCAGGCAUCAAAGAAUACUUCAACGUUAUGCUGGGGACCCAACUAUUGUAUAAAUUUGAGCGGCCACAAUAUGCAGAAAUCUUAGCGGAUCAUCCAGACGCACCCAUGUCCCAGGUCUAUGGAGCACCGCACCUCCUCCGGUUGUUCGUCAGGAUUGGAGCAAUGCUUGCUUACACACCUCUUGAUGAGAAGAGCUUGGCCUUGCUGUUGAACUAUUUGCACGACUUCCUAAAGUAUUUAGCCAAGAAUUCUUCAGCACUCUUCAGUGCAAGCGACUAUGAGGUGGCACCUCCAGAAUAUCACCGGAAAGCCGUGUGAGCCACGUGCUAUAACAGCACAUAGGAGAUGGCAGAUUACCAGAAGAGAUCCUUUGGUCUCUGCAGCUGCCCACUAAGUUCCACGUUUGUCCACAGUCCCUUCCUUGCACAUGCAUCUCUGCACAAAUGGCAAAAGUGUUUGUGUCGUCAGUUGGAACUGCCACCAUCUGAGUCCCAAGGGUGUUUCUUCAGUCCUGAAGGAAGGAAGACCGGCUCCUGGGAUGCUUUACUGCAGCGGUUUGAUGUUGGAAUGUCGCUGGAAAUGCACGAUGAUUUCAUAGCCCGAACUCCUGCAUGCUUCUUGGGCCGCUUUCUUUGGAGCAAAGCCUUACCUGCUGCUGACGGUUUGAUGCCGUGUUGUCAACCUUUCCCACAAACAAACUGGCUGCCAGUAUUGGGGGGAGGGGGAUCAAGCACAGAUGGGGGGGGGGGGGAGGGUCCUUGUGUGCUUUGUUGGUGUUGGGAGGGUAAAAUGUUGUGAACGUGUCUGUUCUUUGCAUAGCUGAAGAAUUGUGGGAUUAGUAGGUGGGGUUGAAUGCACCUUCUAGCAUAGGAGGAAUUUGCCAUGGUCCCUCCAGGUGUGGUGAUACGAUAUUCUCUGCAGGAGAUAGGUACAAGUCUCCAAAUAAAAUUUUCUACUUCAGCUGUUAAA
Pantherophis guttatus is the source of this 1788-nucleotide messenger RNA. It is a transcript of the gene MORF4L1, whose product is annotated as mortality factor 4 like 1. Gene Ontology annotation, biological process: chromatin organization; regulation of DNA-templated transcription. The record is from RefSeq and is a predicted model, not a curated record. Gene Ontology annotation, cellular component: nucleus; NuA4 histone acetyltransferase complex. Lineage: Eukaryota; Metazoa; Chordata; Lepidosauria; Squamata; Colubridae.